Messenger RNA from Rotaria socialis, 1095 nucleotides. Lineage: Eukaryota; Metazoa; Rotifera; Eurotatoria; Philodinida; Philodinidae. The record is from the annotation of a GenBank genome assembly.
AUGCCAAUGAAAAGCGAUUAUUUUACAUUAGCACCGGAUAUCAAUAUUUAUUAUGAACUUCAUUUUUCACCACCACCAUCAAAUUCAUCAACAAAAAUAAUAAUGAUAAUGGGUGCAUAUGCAACGUUAAGAAAUUUUGAUGAGAGUGUGGAAUAUCUUCUUGAACAUUAUCCAUCAUCAAUAGAAAUAUUGACUUAUGAUCAUCGAGGAAUAGGCUAUUCAAAAGGACCAACAUUAGAGAGACAAACAACAAGUUUAUUAGCUCGUGAUGCUUAUCAAUUAGUUAAUCAUGUAUGGGGUAACCAGAGUCCCGUGCAUGUCAUCGGUGUGAGUUUAGGUGGAAUGGUAGCACAAGAAUUAGCUGUUAUGUUAAUUCCCGAACAACGUCUUUUAUCGCUUUAUUUGGGAGUUACUACACGUGGUUCGUAUAUUCGACCGUUUUCAUUAUUACCAAAAUGGUUUUUUUCUCGAAUAAUCCUGCCUUAUUUUUCGAUGAAAUCGGAUAAUGAAAAAAUGCUACGUUCAAUAGCCCCUUACAUAUUUAAUGAAAUCGAACAGGAAGAAAUGGAAGAACUUAUUAAAAAAUAUUUGACCGAUUGCGAUAAAUGGUUCAUAUUCCAGGAUAUUGAUGGAUGUGCGCAACAUAAUGUUGCUUUCAAUUCGCAUUAUUUAACAGAUCAGCAUAUACAACAAAUCAAAAAUGCACAAAUACCAGUGACAGUACAAAUAUCAAUGCAAGAUAAGCUUUUACCAGCUAGAAAACAACAAGAAUUAGCGGAUUCACUCAAUGCGAAAAUCUUGGUCUUAGAACGUGCUGGUCAUACAUUUAAUAGAGAAAACCGAUUGAAAAUGUACGAAAUUGUUGGAUGUGGUAGUAAAUCGGAAACAUUGAUAUUUUGUGAUUUUGACAGUUCUUGUCUAGCAUCAAAUAUAGUUUAUGCUAAAUUUAUAAAACCAUUACAACCAACAAGUUCAAAUGCACAAUUAUCCAUAGCAACUAGUUCAACAGUUGCAUUUAACACUUUUGUCUUGCUUCUUGUUGAAACAGAUCUGGUUUUACGAGAAGAAAAAUAUUCAUUAAUAGUUAAACUUUAA